Molecule: messenger RNA, 6475 nt
Organism: Equus quagga
Lineage: Eukaryota; Metazoa; Chordata; Mammalia; Perissodactyla; Equidae
Gene: PHLDB2
Product: pleckstrin homology like domain family B member 2
Exons: 23
Coding region: 577-4599 (1340 amino acids)
Biological process (GO): regulation of microtubule cytoskeleton organization
Cellular component (GO): basal cortex
Source: RefSeq, a predicted model, not a curated record
UCCCACCCUUCUUCUAGCUCAGAAGACAAGCCUGCCACCAAAGUCUCUACGGCGCGGCCGUGAACGCAGCUUUGAGAAGCUGGCGCCCAGUGAUGGGGCGAACAGCCAGGCCCCUCCAGCCCCAGUAAAAGCCCCAAGCGCAAACUGCCCGCGGCUGGGUGGGUCGCCGACGGCGCUGCUCCAAGUCCCUCGGUGCCCGCCGCGGUGCUUACGAAGGGGGCCCGGGGCACGGGACCGAGCGGCGCGGAGCCCACCACCGCGGCCCGAGGGGGACGGCCCCGAGCGCCCGGGCGCACCGAGCGCGCCUUCCCUCCCGGGGCGCGCGGAGCCGGCCGCACCGCGGCGCCAGAUAUUUUCAGAAUGUAGUAAAGUAAGAAUUUAAAAGAGAAAACAGAAGACAACCAAGAGAGAAACUGUGAAAUCAGUGUCCUGAGACAUCGUUUCAACCUUCCAGUGGUCCUCUCCUUCCCCCCCAGCUCCGCCACACGUCACCCAACACCUAACAAAUUCUGAGGACGCCUCAAGUUGCCUGGGUUCUGAAGCGCCUCCUCUGGCAGUCACAAUUCCAACAAGAUUAUGGCAGAGCAUAGCCACAUGCAAAAGCAGCUGGAUUUACAGAAUGGUAGCUUAGAGGCAGACUUUGUGGCGAAUUCCCUGGAGAACGAUUCCGAAAACAUGAUGGAGAGCCUGAGCCCAAAGAAAUAUUCUUCCAGUCUGAGAUUUAAAGCCAACGGAGACUAUUCUGGCUCCUAUUUAACUCUCUCACAACCCGUGCCUGCUAAGAGAAGCCCUUCUCCUUUGGGAACCAGUGUCAGAAGUAGCCCCUCCUUGGCCAAAAUCCAGGGAAACAAGCAGUUCUCUUGUGAUGGAACUGACAAAAAUAUUUCCAUGAAACCUCCCACUCCUUUACUCAGCACUUCACCCUCCCUCAGUGGAUAUCCACUCGGGAGAGCAGACUUUGAUCCUUAUACUGGCCGGGACAGUGAAAGGCCCUUGAGGCUCUCAGAGAAGCCCCCCUAUUCCAAAUACAGCUCAAGGAAUAAAUCCCACGACAAUGUCUACUUUCUCGGAGGGCUGGAAGGCCGAAAAGUGUCUGGCUCGCUCCUGGCCAUGUGGAAUGGCAGCUCCCUGAGUGACACUGGCCCCUCUCCCAGCAGCAGGUCAGGGGCCGCAAGCAUGCCUUCAAGCCCAAAGCAAGCCAGGAAGAUGAGCAUCCAGGACAACCUGAUGCUUCAGCCCAAGUUGACCAGACACAAGGAGCUGGCACCUGAAAACAUCGGUGUCAGAACCAGGAAGUAUUCGGGCAGCAGCCUGAGUCACAUGGGAGCCUAUAGCCGAUCUCUCCCCAGGUUGCACAGGGCCACGGAGAACCAGCUGACGCCUCUCAGCUUGCCUCCCAGAAACUCUCUGGGCAGUUCCAAACGAACAAAACUAGGCGAAAAGGAUCUACCUCAUAGCGUAAUAGACAACGACAAUUACCUGACUUUUUCUUCUUUGAGCUCAGGGGCUUUACCCUAUAAAACCUCUGCGUCUGAGGGCAGUCCUUAUGUAAGUUCCACCCUCAGCGUCCCUGCCAGUCCUCGAGUGGCUCGGAAGAUGCUUCUGGCCUCCACCUCCUCCUGUACCUCUGAUGACCUUGAUAGGGCUCCCUACUCAGGGACCAGCUCAGGUCAUUCACUUCCUCCUGGAGAGCCGGACAGAAUGUUUGCAGCCAGGAGGAACUUCUCUUGUGGAUCUGUCGAGUUUGAUGAUGCAGAUUUGGACAGCCUCAGACAGGCCUCAGGAACUCCCCAGCCUGUCCUUCGCGAACGGAAAAGCAGCAUUAGCUCCAUUUCAGGACGCGAGGACCUGAUGGAUUAUCACCGGCGACAGAGGGAGGAGAGACUCAGGGAGCAGGAGAUGGAGCGACUGGAGAGACAGCGUCUGGAGACGAUCCUCAGUCUCUGUGCUGAGUACGCCAAGCCCGACAGUGGCUCAUCCACUGGCACCACCGUGGCAGAUGUGCAGAAGAUCAAUAAGGAGCUGGAGAGGCUGCAGCUCUCGGAUGAGGAGUCUGUGUUUGAAGAAGCCCUGGUGAGCCCUGACACCAGAUACAGGUGCCACCGGAAAGGCUCUGUCCACGAUGUGGACUUGGCAGUCUUCGGGAGCCUCGGUCAGAGCACUGCCAGCUUCCUUUCCCCCAGGAGCGUCAGGAACGAGGACCUGCUCAGGGACCUCACCAGGACUCCGCCACCAGCCUCCUCUGCCUUUCUGAAGGCAUCCAGCGAGUCCGCUUACCUAAGCAUCAUACCAAAGACCCCAGAGGGCAUAAGUGAAGAACAGAAGAUUCAGGAGUUGGCUGCAAUGGAAGAGACCCGGAUAGCAAUUCUGAACAACCUUGAGGAACUUGAACAAAAAAUCAAAGAUAUAAAUGACCAGAUGGACGAAUCCUCCAGAGAGUUGGAUAUGGAAUGUGCUCUUUUGGAUGGAGAACAGAAAUCGGAAACAACUGAACUUAUGAAAGAGAAGGAGAUUUUGGAUCAUCUAAACCGGAAGAUAGCAGAACUGGAAAAGAACAUUGUUGGUGAAAAGACCAAGGAGAAGGUAAAGCUUGAUGCUGAAAGGGAAAAACUAGAGAGGCUUCAGGAGCUUUACUCCGAGCAGAAGACCCAGCUGGACAAUUGUCCUGAGUCCAUGAGGGAACAGUUACAGCAACAACUGAAAAGGGAUGCCGACCUGUUGGACGUAGAGAGCAAACACUUUGAAGACCUGGAAUUCCAGCAGCUAGAGCAUGAGAGCCGUCUAGAUGAGGAAAAGGAGAACCUGACCCAGCAGCUCCUGCGUGAAGUGGCUGAAUAUCAACGGAACAUUGUUACCAGAAAGGAAAAAAUUUCUGCAUUGAAAAAGCAAGCCAGUCACAUUGUCCAGCAGGCUCAGAGAGAACAAGACCAUUUUGUGAAAGAAAAGAAUAAUUUAAUAAUGAUGCUGCAAAAAGAAAAGGAAAAUCUUUGUAAUUUGGAAAAGAAAUACUCCAGCCUCUCUGGGGGGAAAGGGUUUCCUGUCAACCCCAAUACUCUAAAAGAGGGAUAUAUCAGUGUAAAUGAAAUUAAUGAGCCAUGUGGCAAUUCCACGAAUCUAUCCCCUUCCACUCAGUUCCCUGCUGAUGCUGAUGCUGUUGCCACUGGGCCUCCCACAGCUGUGCUGGUGAGCCAGCCACAAAAUAAAGAGCAAAGGCCACCUGUCUGUUCUGCAUCUGCGUUUCCUUCCACUCUUUCUCCUCAUCCUGUCACUCAACCUCCAUCAGCCCCUUGGCCCGAAGUCGUGGCUCCAUCUGUCCAUCCUUUCCCUUUAAAUGACACGCCCCCUCCUCUACCAGCCAAGAAGCACAGAAGACAGCUGCAGCAAGAGCAGCAGCACUUUAGAAGUCUGGAAGAAAGGAAAAAACAGCACAAAGAAGGCCUCUAUCUGAGUGACACUUUGCCUCGAAAGAAAACCACACCCUCCAUAUCCCCACAUUUCAGCAGUGCUACUAUGGGGAGAAGCACCGCCCCAAAGGCUCAUCUGCCCCUGGGACAGAGCAACAGCUGUGGCAGCGUGCUCCCCCACUCGCUGGCAACCAUGACCAAAGACUCAGAAUCUCGGAGGAUGCUCAGAGGGAAGUCCAAGAAAGGAAGAAUGAAUUUCUCAGCAGGAGCAAUUAGUAAUUCCAAAAGUUCGAGUAUCAAAGGGUAUAAUCACCAACAGAUGAGUGAAGGACAAAGGCAGAAAUCGUCAGAAUUUUACAACCGCACAGCGUCUGAAUCAAAUGUCUACUUGAACAGUUUCCACUACCCAGACCACAGCUACAAGGACCAGGCCUUUGAUACUUUGAGCCUAGACAGCUCUGAUAGCAUGGAGACCAGCAUCUCUGCUUGCUCACCUGAUAAUAUCUCUAGUGCCAGCACUUCAAAUAUUGCCAGAAUAGAAGAAAUGGAGAGACUUUUGAAGCAGGCUCAUGCAGAGAAGACACGGCUGCUUGAAUCCAGGGAACGGGAAAUGGAAGCCAAAAAACGAGCCCUGGAAGAAGAAAAACGACGCCGAGAACUCCUGGAGAAACGAUUGCAGGAAGAAACUAGCCAGAGGCAGAAGUUAAUUGAAAAGGAAGUAAAAAUAAGGGAGAAACAAAGAGCACAGGCUCGACCUCUGACACGCUAUCUGCCUGUCCGGAAGGAAGACUUCGAUUUGCGGAGCCACGUAGAGACUGCUGGCCACAAUAUUGAUACUUGUUAUCAUGUAUCGAUCACAGAGAAGACCUGCCGAGGAUUCCUCAUCAAAAUGGGUGGAAAAAUUAAAACUUGGAAAAAACGUUGGUUUGUUUUUGAUCGGAACAAGCGCACCUUCUCUUAUUAUGCAGACAAGCAUGAAGCUAAAUUAAAAGGAGUAAUAUACUUUCAAGCCAUUGAAGAAGUAUAUUAUGAUCACCUCAAGAAUGCUAACAAGAGUCCCAAUCCAUUACUCACCUUUAGUGUCAAGACUCACGACAGAAUCUACUAUAUGGUGGCCCCAUCGCCGGAAGCCAUGCGGAUCUGGAUGGAUGUGAUAGUUACUGGGGCCGAAGGUUACACUCACUUCUUGUUGUAGUGAACUGGCACAACAGUCCACUUCAGGGCAGACUGCAAUAAUCUCUUACAAGAAUGAAGCCAUAUGCAAUCCCAGGUGGAAAGGCCCAGCAGAGCCGUUCUUUUAAGUGUAUAUACUCAGAACUCCUUUCACGUUAACGGAAGUCAUUUGUAACAGAAGAAGAAGGCGUUUUAAGUCAAAGCUUGACCAGAAGUAAUUCAAAACUUGAUCAUAAAUAGCAAAAGAAUUGAUGCACCUAUGAGGAAAAAAUCCCACUAUUUUGGUAAAUAGCGUCACUUAUAGGGACAUUUCUUAUAAUCUAUUUUUUAUCAAUUGUUGAUUUUGGUGAAAUAAACUAGACAGUUUACAAAAUGUCUGUAUAUGUACUUGGAAAAUAUGAAAUUAUUUUAGCACCCGAAUCAUUGGCAUUGACAUUAUUGGUAAUCAACUGCCUGUUUUAAAAAGGGGCAUUUUACUGAAGGUUAUUUUAUAAAUAUAAGCAAAUAAGGGCUUGGAGGGGAAUAUAUUUUAGGAGGAGUUUUGCCUAAAUUUUUAAAUACUGCACCAAAACCAAAGACUUGACAUGACUUCUGUUUAACAGUAGUUUCAAGUGAUGAACUGCAGUUAAUGUUACUCUGCAUUUUAAAAUAAUAUUCUGAUGCCAUCAAGUGCCCAGGAAGUUGACUUUGAAGAGUCACCACCAGCAUAAGCUACGUACAUAUAUAGCAAACCACUUUUUGUAAAAGAAGAAAGAACAAAAAGCUGUGCGUUUUAGAAAGAAGCAGUCUUGGAAAGACAUUCUGUCACCUUGGGCAAUUUUAAAUAAAGAGAAUAGUUAGUGUUAGGAGCUUGUUUUGCGGAAGAUUUCUCCAUUCCCAGUGCUGAGAGUAAAGGCAUCUAGUGGUGGAUUUCCUUUAGUUUCUCUGCUUUCUCGUGGUGGUGGAGCACACCUGUCCGUUGCAGCCUCACAUGACAUAACUGAAGUCGGAGCUCUGUUUUCACCAAAGAACAGACCAAUUAAAAUGCUUAUUUACAGAAGUGGUGUAGUUCCAUAAAAGGCAAAUGAAGUACAACUUAAUGUUCUCUGUAAUGUACUAUUGUAUUAUGUAUUUCUUUACAACUAGCCUUUGUUUUUUUAAGAGUUAAAUUAAUUUUUUGUUGAAUGAAAUGACUUCAGGCAAGUCUCUUUUAUAACGGUUUUUCAAAUACCAUUUAUCCUGGUUUGUCACAUUGUGUGUGUUUGUAAAUAUGAAUGAACUCUUUCCUAAAACUUGGCAAAUGAAUAGAAGUAGAAAAUAAUGACGUAACUUACUAGUACAUGGUGAAAUGAUUAGAUUAGAAGAGUCUAGAAAAUCUUUGUCAGGCCUGACCGGGUACAGUUGUUUUUUUAAUUUGCAGUGUGGUUUGUAUACAUGUAUGCGUGUUGCCAAGAAUAAGAUUUUGCAACUGGAUGACACAUGAUUUUACUUGAACAGUGAAGGACAAAAUCAUGAUGGCAGAAGACAUUUUUAUAAUCUGUUUUUUCAGAGAUGACCCCUAAACCCUGUAAUGACUUAAGAGCGAGAGAUGCAAUUGCUAAAAUUUUGUUGGUUAAUGUAAAGAUAUAACUUUUCUGUACUGAACUUUACUUUCUUCAUAGGAUUAUAGAUAUUCUAAUCAACUUUAUAUCUUGCAUGAUGUAGUAAACCUUUUAAAUAUGUAUGUUAAAAUGUUGAGUUUGGAUUAAAAUGUUGACAGAUUUCACAUUUGAAAAUAAAUUCAUCUCUCAUUAGGAAGUUACCUGUUGGUAACAUGACACGGGAUGCAUUAAUCAGCAAAAAUUUGAUAGGAGAAUCUACAUAAAGGUUGUUGUGUGCUAACAUUAUGAUUUGUAGUUCAUAAACUGAAGUAAUUAGAA